Amoebophrya sp. A120 is the source of this 8523-nucleotide messenger RNA. The record is from the annotation of a GenBank genome assembly. NCBI's taxonomy places the organism in Eukaryota, Dinophyceae, Syndiniales, Amoebophryaceae.
GCUCAUUUGGUACUGGUUGCGAAUUUGUACAUCAGAGUAAGUUUUGUGGUAUUCAUUAUCAGUUGUGGAAUAGUAAAAUAAAAGAAAAACAAACAAAUUAUAGGAUAGUUCUUCGCAUUGCCAUCCCGCUUCCAAUGAGUCGGACACAAAAAUUUCAGCCGCUCUAUAGGUAUAGAAGAAGUAUUUGAUUCUCCCUCUUCGGCCUCCGUCGGUUUGUCUGCGCAAUUGUUAUCUCUACGCAACCAGAGUCCGAUGGUCUCAAGCAAGCGCACGGGCGGGCGUUCCUCAACUUUUUCCACCCAGAAACCGGUCUUUUCAUCCAGCGGCGACCCCUCGUCCUUGAGCAAGAUGGUGCAGAUAAAGCAGCAUCCCCAGGCCCCGUUUCCCUCCCCCACAGGAAGCUCGUACCUGGAUCGCAUCCCGAGUAACAAGAAGCAGCGCAUCAUGGAGCUGGCCCACGAAAUACGAUCUUCUCGUCGCGGCAGCGGGGAGGAUGGUGGUUCUUGUUCUACAGUAGACAACGUCGGCUCCUUUCUCGACACCGUAGAGUCUGCCGAGAAAAUCACAGAGCUCGAGCGCAAGCUGGCAGCCUCGAACGCGCGCAUCGUUGAGCAGGAGGAGCAGGUGCUGGCCCUGUUAGAAGCGAAGCGGCAGGACGCGCUGCGGGUUCGGGAGGACGUGAACAAGUUGCAGCUGAAGAUUGCCUAUGCACUGCAAAAGUAUCUUCGCACUCGUACAAAUGCAAGGCUUGCAUUGCAAAUCUUGUACCCAAGGCAAAUCAGCACGACAAAUUCCAUUUUUCAUGCUGAGGGAAUUUGUCAUGCGAUUUCUUUUUCUACUCUAGUGCGAUGCUUUUGCGUUUCAUAUCGCCGACUUGACCAAGGAAAACCAGCAACUGGGGCUGCAAUUUGACGCCGCGGCGCGGGAGCAGAAACAGGCAGAAAAGGUGCAGGAGAAGCAGCGCCGGCAGCUGCGCAUCGAGCACGGCCACGGGGAAGAAUUGCGCGAGUUGCUGGUAGAAAUGCUCGAGCAGGCGGAAUUUUGGAAGGCACGAGCGGGCGACGGCGCGUUGUGGCGUCAAAGACUGCAAAAAGUGUUGGGGGGAAUCCGGAAUUCCGCUCUGGAAGGCGGCGGCUCUGACGAGCUGCCGCUCGGCGUCGGCAAUGAAGCUGGUGGUUUUGUUGGCAAUCCCACAGGAAAUAAUUUCAAUCCGGUCCCGGGGGACGAAACGACCAUUGCACCCAGCAGCCGAAACGCAAGCCCCGCGAAGGGAAAUGCGGGGCCAAGUAAGGGGAACUGCUGGGAUCGACCACAAUGGGCUGAUUCGGUACGGAUGAUGAAUUAUCCGCGUUUGUUCUUGUUGUACGCUCUUUUCCUUGUCGAGUUGGAAAGUUGUUUGUAGUUGUAGAAAUUUUUAGAAAAGUUGAAAGAGUAAGCGCUACUUACUUCUGACUCACGUCCGGAACAACGUAGAAAGAUAGAACGUUAGACAGUAAAAGCUCGGUCCCCGCCUUAAGUGGCGAGUGCCCUUUACUUAAAUUAUUUUUUGUCGUUUUCUAGACAGGCAUGUCUAGAAAAAAAAAAUAUUAUAGAACUUCUAAAAACGCUAUAGAGAUUCUCACGCAUAGACAUUCUGACUCUCAUAGAUGUUCUCGCUGCUCUUUGUUGAAAACAAUAAUUGGCACACGGUGCGCGCUUCGGAUUUUUGUUUUGGAGGGGCGCGGGCGUCCUCUCGUAUUCUGCCUGCGCUUGGCGCCGGGAAAAUGGCAUUGCGCCUACCGCGCGCGCUUCCCUAGGCGCCGUCGCUGACAGUGGUGAUGGUAUGCGCGUGCCCAUUCUGUAUUGCUCUGUGGCCGGGAGAAAAAUUUGGAGCGCCGCGCGCACGCAGACACCCUGGCCCGAGCAGGGGGCGGAUGCUUCCUUAUUUCCUUUUGCUAUCAGGGGCCGGCCGAAAAAAAAUUUUCGCGCGCGCCGCGCCCACUCAGGCGCGCGCCAUGACCGGGCAGGCGUAGAGGCCCUUCCCUAUGCGUGCCCGGUAGCCGCGCGCUUGCCGAGAAUUUUUUUUCGUGCACAGCGCAUGCGCAAGCGCUUUGGCCUGAGGGCGUGGAAGGUAUUCUUUCGUGUCCGGAAACCCGGGGCGGGCCGGAAAAAUAUUCUGCGAGCGCGCGCUGCGUGUGCGCAGACGCCUUGGCGGGGGGGCGCGGAGCGAAUGUUUUUUGCGCGUCCAGCAGCGAGGGCGGCGCGCCGGAAAAAAAAAAGUUGCGCGCGCGCGCAUGCGCAUGCGCCCCGACCUGAAGGCGCGGAAGCCUUUGGUCGUUCCCAGCUAUCGAGGGCCGCCCGAUCGAAAAAAGUCUUUCGCCCGUUGCGCGCCCGCAGACGCCUUUGCCUGUCUGAGGGCGGUUGGGUUUUUUUCGCGUCCUCCAGGCGGGGCCUCGGCGGCAAAUAUUUGUCGUGCGCUCGCUGCGCGCGCGCAGGCGCCUCGGCCUCGGGGCGCGGAAGGUUUUCGGUGCGUUCGGCAGUCGGGGGCCGUCCGGGAAAAAGUUUGCGCGUGUUGCGCGCACGCAGACCGCCCUGGCCUUGGGUGAGCGUGGGAGGUGCCUCUCCAUGGCCGGCUAAAAGGCGUUGACCGGAAAAAACCUCGCGUGGGUGCGCCGCGCGCAUCCUCACCAUGUACGGCGUCAGGGUGUGGGCUGUUUUAUUUUUUUCGCGCCCCGCGAUCGGGGGCCGGCCGGUAAAAAAUUUUCCGCGCGCACAGCGCGCGCACGCCUUGGCCCGAGGGUGUAGAAGAUCUUUUGCUCGCCCGGUGGUCGGGGGCUUGUCGAGAAAAAUUUUUCGCGAGCCGCGCGCGCACAGUAGUUUUCUUUUGGCCCACAGGCGAGGAAAGUCUUUUCCGCAACCGGGCGCCAGUUGAAAACAAAUUUUCGCGCGCGCGCGCCUGCGCGCGCGUCUUCCUUGGCCUGAGGGCGUGCGUAGACGCUCUUUUUCACGCCCGGCGGGGGUCGGGGGCCUGUCGAGAAAAAAUUAUCGCGCGUUGCGCGCGCGCGGGCACAUUAGUUUUCUUUUGGCCCGUAGGCGAUGAAAUUUUUUCUCGCAACCGGGGGCCAGCUGAAAAAAAAUUUUCGCGCGCGCGCGCGGAGCGCGCGCGUCUUCCUUGGCCUGAGGGCGUGCCUGGGCGCUCUUCUUCACGCCCGGCGGCCGGGGGCCUGUCGAGAAAAUAUUUUCGCGCGUUGCGCGCGCGCGGGCACAUUAGUUUUCUUUUGGCCCGUAGACGAGGAAUUUUUUUUCCGCAACCGGGGGCAAGCUGAAAAAAGACUUUAGCGCGCGCGCGCGCCUUCCUUGGCCCGCGGGCGUGCGUGGAAGGUUUUCUUCUCACCCGGAGGUCGGGGGCUUGUCGAGAAAAAAUUUUCGCGCGCUGCGCGCGCGCGGACGCAUUAGUUUUCUUUUGGCCCGUAGGCGAAGAAAUUUUUUUCCGCAACCGGGGGCCAGCUGAAAAAAAACUUUAGCGCGCGCGCGCUGCGCGCGCGCGCCUUCCUUGGCCCGAGGGCGUGCCUGCGUGGAAGGUUUUCUUCUCACCCGGAGGUCGGGGGCUUGUCGAGAAAAAAUUCCCGCGCGCUGCGCGCGCGCGGACGCGUUAGUUUUCUUUUGGCCCGUAGGCGAGGAAAUUUUUUUCCGCAAGAAAUUUUGUUUCCGCAACCGGGGACCAGCUGAGAAAAAAUUUUCGCGCGCGCGCACAGCGCUCGCGCGCCUUCCUUGGCCUGAGGGCGUGCUUGGAAGGUUUUCCUCUCACCCGGAGGUCGGGGGCUUGUCGAGAAAAUAUUUUCGCGCGCUGCGCGCGCGCGGGCGCAUUAGUUUUCUUCCGGCCCGUAGGCGAGGAAAUUUUUUUCCGUAAGAAAUUUUUUUCCGCAACCGGGGGCCGGCUGAAAAAAAACUUUAGCGCGCUGCGUGCGCGCGCGCGCCUUUCUUUGCGUGGGUGAGUCAGUGGCUUGAGACUUUUUUUCACGCCCGGCGGCCGGGGGCUUGCUGGAAAAAAAAUAUCGCGCGCUGUGCGCGCACACAUGUUGGCCAGGGGGCGCGGCGAGGUGUUGCUUGCACCCGGCAACCGGGGCUGCCGGAAGAAAUAGAGCAAAUUUUCGCCACCGCCCCCUGCCCGCCCGCAGGCGCCGGCCUUGGUCUGCGGGCGGGCGCGGAGGUUUUUUUCGCGCCGCCCCCUCGGGGUCUUGCCGGGAAAAUAUUCGCGGCGCGCAGGCGCCUUGUUCUGGCGCGCUUUUGCUUGCGUCCGGCGUCCGGGCAGUCCCGGAAACGACUUUCGCGCGCCGCGCGCGCGCAGCCGCCUUAGCUUGAGAUGGGCGCAGAAAGUUUUUCUUCAAUAUGAGGAAAGCUGUUCGCCUGCUAGCAAGGUGAUGACGAUGGUGAUGAAUCGCGCGCGGCUACCGGGUGUUGGCCGGAAAAAAACUUACCGCGCGCUGCGUGCGCAUAGUGGCCGUGGCGUUAGAGGGUGGGCGGGGCCGCUUCUUUCGUGUCCACGAUUGGGGGUUUGCCGGAAAAAAAAUUCCGCGCGCUCCGCGCGCGCAAGCCUUUGUGCGGAGCCUUUCUCUCCGCCCGGCAUUCGGGGGCGGGCUGGCGAAAAUUUUUCGCGCGCGCGCGCGCACAUGUUGGCCCGGGGGCGCGGUUGGGGACUUUUUGCGGACCCGCCCCCCUUCCGGGGCCGGCCCGGCUGAAAGAAAGAAUAAAGUAAAUUGUUCGCGCGCUGCGCGCACGCAACCUCCUUGGCCUCCGGGCCCGGGGCGUUUUUUUCGCGCCUAGCAGCCUGCGGCCGGCCUGGAAAAACUUUUUGUGCGUAACUUCCUUGGCCUGCGGGCCCGGCCGGAGUGUUUUUUCCGCGUCCAGCCUUUCCUUGGAGGCCCGCAGGGGAAAAAAAAUUUUGCGCGCUGCGCGCACGCAGGCACAUUGCCCCGGGGGCGCGGGGCGUUUUUUUCGCGUCCGGCCGUUGCUGGCUUGCCGGUCGGAAAAAAAGAUCGCGCACUGCGCGCACGCAGGCAGACUGGCCCGGGGGCGCGCACGCAGGCAGACUGACCCUUAUGCCUUACCUGCAAAGAGCAAGGGCCUCGCCGUCCUUUUUUCGCAUCUUUUCACUGUAGGUGAGCGCCCAGCUCCUCGGGGGGCCUAAGCGUCCGGCUUCUCGUAGCCGGAGAAGCUGGACUUCCAGCUUCUCGUAGCCGGAGAAGCUGGCCUUCCAGCUUCUCGUAGAGCCGCCCGGGGAAGCUGGACUGUCAGCUUCUCGUAGAGCCGGGGAAGAUGGACUUUCAGCUUCUCGUAGAGCCGGGGAAGCUGGACUUUCAGCUUGUCGUAGAGCCGGGGAAGCUGGGCUUUCAGCUUCUUGUAGAGCCGGGGAAGCUGGACUUCCAGCGUCUCGUAGAGCCGGGGAAGCUGGGCGCCCAGCUUCUCGUAGAGCCGGGGCAGCUGGACUUCCAGCUUCUCGUAGAGCCGGGGAAGCUGGACUUCCAGCUUCUCGUAGAGCCGGGGAGGCUGAGCUGCCGGCUUCUCGCAACCAGGGAAGCUGGACUGUUAGCUGCUCGGAGCAGGAGUGCUGGCGUUCUGACUGCCAGAAUCUAGAAGCUAGAUUUCUAGAUUUCUAGAACCUAGAAAUCUAGAUUUCCAGACUUCUAGAUUUCUAGAUUUCUAGAAAUCUAGUUUCUAGAUUCUUGGCCGCCAAAGUCUAGAAACAAAUCUAGAGGCUACGGAACCCAGAACCGCUAUCCCAAUAGACGUUCUGGGGUCAGAAGCUCUAUUGUGAUAGAGGUUCUGGGUCCAGAAGGUACGAGAUAGAGCUUCUCAAGCUAGAAAAUGUCAAGAAACAGUGAAAAGAUUAGAAAAAAAAAAAAAAUCAAAGAGCAACGAAAUCAGUAAGAAAAAUAAAGAAAAGAAGAAAAAAGAAAGACUGUAGAAAAUCUAGAAAAAGCUUAGAAAUCUAGAAAACCUAGAACAUCUAUGGAGAAGUUAGAAAAUGGCCGAGAACCUCUAUCAAUAGAGGUUCUUUUAGAAGUUCUUGAAUAUUUUAACUUAAGUGACCCAUUUUAAUGUCGAAUCCAUCGAGGCACUAGUAUACGAAUUCGCUUUUCAGGUCGUCUUCAGCGAGCGAUCGGCCCUCCGCAAGAAAUACGAGACCGAGAUUCAGAAGUUGCAGAAUCAGGUCGAGCGCUUGCAGAAGCAGGACAGUGACCGCAAGCUCCGUCAAACUGCGGCCACCCAGCAAGACAACGGAAAGAUGAUGCUGGAUCUUUGCCGCAAGGUGAAAACGGUGCAGGAACAGAACACGCAGCUACGUCAGAAGAUUGACAAAGAUACGACCUAUAUCAAGAAGCUCGAGCGAAAACUACUUACCCACAGCGUAGGUGCUCGGGGCCGAGCGGGCGCCCCUGCUGCAAAGUCGUCGAAGAUGAUCGAUCCGCACAACCUAUCGUCCAUAGACACGUCUUCGAUUGCAAAUAACAUAGGCGCGACCUCCUCGAAUGCCGGCCGCCCGGACAGUCAAAGCGGCAGGAGCGUAUUCAUUUCCUGCUGUUUUUUCUUGUGUUUUUCGGACUGACUCAUUUUUUGCAUAACGAUGUUCAUGUUGCUGAUGAGGAUGAAGGAUAGUAAAAACGUAAUCAGUAGUUCGCGUCUGGAUUUUCACUUCUUGGACCCUCAGUUCUAGGUACGACUCCUCGUUGAAUCUGCAUUUGGUGGGUAAUUGCGAAAAGAAUAAUGAACUUACAGGGCCUUUCUUACUCCAUAUCGCCUCGCGCCGCCGGAGUCCAGCCGGUCAUGCUGGAUAUUCAAAAAGUCACGGUGGAGCCCGUUUCCCACCGAGUGGAGACUUCUGUCGAGGAGUCAACGAUCCUCUGUCCGGGAGGAACUAGUAUAAUUUUUACAGUAGUCUUGCACGACACUACUUCUAAUGAAAAUCAAGAUGAAAUGUACUUACAAAGGUAACUGCAGUAGAAUCUCCUAUGACGAUUUCCGAUGUUGACAAAUUUUUUUUCUUUCGGUUGAUGGUGUCUUUAAUAUGGAGAGUCCUGCAUUAUAUCUGUACCGAAAGAAACGGAACGAAACUGUCAUGUUCAGGUCAAGACCCUGUGGUUCCCGCUCUCGGCUCUGCCGAGGAUCCUUUGUUCGCGCAGGGACUUCUGAACCAACCCUUUCCAUCACUCAAGCAGGACAAACCGAAGCGUCGCUUCAAGCAGAAGCAAGUGCAAGAGCCGAUCAUUCAUCCAUCGCCGGCACACCUGGACGGCUUUGCUACGCCCGAGGACGGUUUUAUUCCGCACGCCACCGUCGGAGCAGUUCCAGCUCCGGGCGGUGGAUCUUCACUGAUCGCUAGUGCGAAGCAGAUCACCGCGACGGCACUGGCGGGGUUUCCCGCCGUAAGCAAUCCGCAAUCGCAGUCGUUCACGAGCGCGGUGAGCACGCUUACCAGAGGACCUGUCGGAGACCACAUUACAGCAGCAGAGCCCUCUCCCGUUUCCGCCAUAUCGACACCGUUUGUGGAUGCAAUCUCGGGCACAGCUACCGCCAUGCCAAUCUCCUCUGUCAGCACUCCAGGGAACAACAACCCUACAGCAAUGAGCAGUACCACGAAGGAGCACCAGAGAGGACCACGGCAGCUGCUGUCGGUUGUUGACCCUCCUGCAGCUCCGGCGGGGCAGCUUGGUUCCGCAGAACCGGCGAUUGUUUCAGGCACGACACACAACGAGCAAGCUGAAGAGAGCGAACACAGUCCCGCGCUGGAACCUGUGGAAGCAGCCAUUCUGGCCGAGGAUGAGGACGAAUUUGACUUGUCAGUUUUGGAAAAGUUUACCACUGACUGCGCGACUUCGCUCCACUUGCAGGCAUCACCGACCACCGCGCCCCCGCCAAAAAAUAUUAAAGAUAACGCAGCUUAGCGAAGGUCGAGAGCGUGCUCCCACGGGAUAAAAUGUCUUGAAGUGAAUCUUCGUUUGACGUAGCGCACAGCACUAGCACAACAUGCGGCAUCCUCUGGCGCUGUUCCGCAGGUUUCGAUCCUCUUCGGCUCUUUGGUAUGGAUGCAUGCGGAAAGAACAGUGAUUCAUUGCAAGAUGGCCGGAUCGAUGUCGUUGUCAGCGAUGAGGAAUUCAUGACUACUUUGUAGGAGGACGGGGAGCACGACUGCUGCGCCUCCUUUCUUCUUCCAAAAUUUGGAACGUGGAUUUAAUAAACAAGCGAACAUCUUCGGGACUUCUGACGACUUUGUCUUUUGUUUGAAUAUUUGCGAAAACUGAAAUGCACCACUGCACCACCCUUGAUUCUCGACGUCCUUUGACGAUUUUUGAACGCGCCCCGAACUCAAAAAAUGAACAAUCUUGUGCUUUGUAGCAACGAAAAUUAAUGAGGACAUAGCUAGACCGCAGGAAGCUCAAGCAAUGCAACAACUGGCACUUCGACUUCGCUUUUUUUGUUUGAGAAGGCUUUGCGCGACCGCGUUGGUUCAGUUCUUUGAACGCGCACUCGGGGCGUGCUUCUUUU